AGGAAGUUAAAUGACACUAUGAAUUGUAUUUUACAUUGUGUAAAAUUAAAAGAAAAGCGACGACGAGCUUUGCAAAAACCAAUAUGGUUGCCUCUUUCAACAGAGGCAGAGAUGCAAAGUUUUGAAAAAGUUAAUGAAGAAAGAUAUGAAGAAGUUGUGGAUUAUCUUGAAUACGUGGGAGGAUUCACAGUGAAGGAAGCAAUUAACUUAGCCUUUAAGGAAGUCAUAAAAGAUAGUUUGACGAUGUUGUACACUUGGUUCGGCCGCGAAAAUGGUCCACAGCCCUUAUAUAGAACGCGGAUAAUAAUGGCAAUUUAUGAUGCCAUUUGUAAUAGUCGACACUUCAACAAACCAACCAGGGCAGAGUUCCAAGCGUGUGCGAGAGAGGCUUUGCGGGCAGCAAAACAAAGAUACAGGAUGAAUACCCGCGUACAGCAUGGAAGAGAGCGUCAGGUUAGAGCACGUGAUUUCUGGAACGUCGAAGAAGAAAAUAAUAGAAAUGACAAUAGAGAUGAUAACAUAGAAGAAAAUGAAGAAAAUGAAGAAAAUGAUGCUGAUGCCGAAUCUAAUUUGCAGUUGCUUCUAAUGGGUCCUGCAGAACGCAGAAACGCUUGUCGCGCAACGGAAGUUCUCACAUUAGCUAAUAAUUCGAUGUUCUUAAAUCGGCCUCAUUAUGCAAAACUUCUAGAAAUGAUGCAAUAUUACUUCUGCUGCGCAGCAAAAAUUGGAUUGAGUUCAACUACUCUUCAUUCUGAACAAAUGUUUAAAUGGGCACAACCUGAUUGUUAUGCCCAUUGA
Molecule: messenger RNA, 798 nt
Organism: Cyphomyrmex costatus
Lineage: Eukaryota; Metazoa; Arthropoda; Insecta; Hymenoptera; Formicidae
Exons: 5
Coding region: 19-798 (259 amino acids)
Source: RefSeq, a predicted model, not a curated record